UUACACGCCCAGGUGUGAUCAGCAUUAUUGGUUCAAAGUGCCUGUCGUUGAAGAAUAUUCUGCUUUCGUAAUUUUCGUCGUCGACCUUCAUUAAGUGGGAGAGAUAGAGUGAAGGUGGGGAACUGAGGUGCUCGUGAUCUUGUUCUGAAAGUGGGGCCUUGGAGGCGAAAUCUGUUACAAGUUUAUCGCGUGAACAACAAGAUUUGCCUACCGAGUCUGCUGUUAUAAAUGUUGAAAGUAACUCAGGAAACAUAGGCAGUCAAAGGUGCAAUAACAGAAACGUCGGCAGGCAACAUAAGCCUAUUGCGGAAUUUCUUCCUGACGUACGUCAUGGCUGACUUAGAAACGUGUGGGCAACGGCAUUGUUGAAAGGUUAGCUUUGUCUGUCCUGUGAAAAAAGAUUUUCACCGAAACACCAGGGCACUCAACGUACCGCUUUCUUCAGAGUGAAACUCGUCUUUUCGCCUUUAGCCCUUAUCACAACUUUUUUUUUAUUAUUUAUUUCAACUGGCAUAACGGCUGGGCUUGGUGACUGAAAGGCUGCUACAAGGACAACACUUUCCUUACCUCUUUGCCAGUGAGAUACUUGUGUUUUGGAUCUUGCACCUGUACUCGCCGUGAUCGAAGGGGUAGGAAAGAUAUAGUGUAAGCAGUGGUGGUCUUCACCUUCGUUAGUCGGCAAUAAAUAAACAUGUUCAUCAUCGUUAAAUACGGCCAAAACGAGACAUUGCUAUGCAACCCUAGCUGCGCUGUUAUCAAUCUCCUAACGAGCAUAAAGCGGAGGACAGGGUUCGGCAACACUAACCUAAUCCUCGAUCUGUCCGACGAAACAGGUCUCAUCAAGGAACUGGAUAUCCAUAAAACUGAAUACGCCACUAACUACCUGGCCUCACAUGCCACCUAUAUAUUAGUGCAAAAGGACGUUACGCCGGAAGUAGACUCUUCUGACAGUAGAUCAACAACUCCAACAGUUCAGCAGUACACUUACAAACCACUUCUGGAGCGCAGUACAGACCUGUUCCCGAACUUCCGCCUACACGUAGCAGAGGUGGAAAAGAUAAGGCCCAAGCGAACCGGAAGCAAGUCCCCAAGCCCAGCCGGCCGUCUGCUGUCAAAGCCAAAGAAGAUUUUAAACAAACCUGCAAUGAAGAAAACGAAAUGAUCCACCUUCUUAACCACUUACCCUUUGCACCCGUGAGGACAUAGACCAUUUUUUUUUCCUGUCUGCAGACUAAAUUUCUUUACUGUUUAUAACACCAGAUGACAACCACUACGAUGCACUAUCUAUAGAUUGUCGGAAAAAUCUUGAACCAUCUUUUGAAGCAACGUCAACUGCAUCGAUGAGUACCCUUGCUUGCUUUCUCAUAUCAUUAAAAAUGGAUUACUUCCUACAUCUGAACACUAACUUUCCCCACCCCUACUUUUUGUUUUAAAUCCCCUUCUCUCCCCAUGCGCCAAAUGUGUCAGCUACACGAAUGUGUGGUAUGUUAUAUACCAACAUGAGAAGCAGGCUACCAUAUUUUGAAACUUAACACACACACACACACAAAAAGAAGCGAAACAAAACAAAAACAAACGCGCGCUCGCACACACACACACAACGAGAGCGUUAACAGAACACAAUAGCUUUUAGUAUCAUUUGUAAAAGUAGUUGAAAAUGUUACUGCAAUUAUCUGAACAAAUUGUAAUCAAUACCGUAGAUAAAAGAACAGGGUGCUGAAGAUUUUUGACUGAACGUAUUAACCUAUAAUUUGUUUUUUAGAGUAUGCCUGAGAUGUAUACUCGUAUGUUUUAAUAGCACUUAUUUCCCCUUUACUUUCUUUGUAUUACUAAAACUAAAUAUAGUCAGAUGAAUUAAAAUUUUUCACAGUAAA
This is a messenger RNA of Pomacea canaliculata, 1874 nucleotides long. RefSeq lists its product as uncharacterized. Lineage: Eukaryota; Metazoa; Mollusca; Gastropoda; Architaenioglossa; Ampullariidae. The coding region runs from base 692 to 1162 and encodes 156 amino acids. The record is from RefSeq and is a predicted model, not a curated record. The transcript is spliced from 2 exons.